AUGCCCAUUAGAAGAUCUCUCCAACUUUCUAAUGAUCGACGACGACGUGAUCUCCACAGUGAGAACGAAGAGAAUUUCAUUUACGACAUGCCAGAGGAUAUUAUUUCGGACUUUGACGACGAUGAAGACGACAAAGAAAUUUGCGGCGAUCGGGAACAGUUGUACGUUUCACUGGUUGAUAAACUUCUACAGUCUAAGCGACAAGAAAUUCAAUGCCAGGAAGAUAAGAUUUUAACAAAAGUCGAUGAUGUGAGAGCUUUGGAAGAAUCGUUUACAGCAAAGGCAAACGACUCCACUCGUCCAGCGUGCUCAAAAUGUCACCUAUGA
Messenger RNA from Paramuricea clavata, 327 nucleotides. The record is from the annotation of a GenBank genome assembly. Lineage: Eukaryota; Metazoa; Cnidaria; Anthozoa; Malacalcyonacea; Plexauridae.